CUACCGGUGUGCUGGAGCGCGUCCUCGUGCCAAUCCAGCAUCUCCCCUGAUUAGGAGAAGUGCCUCAGGCCUACAACUUGUUACAACAACUGACUCCAUGUACCGUCAGUCCCUGCCCAUCUGAUUGUUUUCAUUGCAGCAGUAUUUAAACCUCCAAUCCAAGGUCUAGCUCUCAUCCUGACUCUGCAGCAGAUUAUUCUUCCUCAACUCCUUCCUCACUUUCAGACACUCAAAAUGGCCACAGUUGGUGAGGUCAUCAAGUGCAAGGCAGCAGUGGCGUGGGAGCCCAACAAGCCUCUGGUGAUGGAGGAGAUUGAGGUAGCCCCGCCCCAGGCCAACGAGGUCCGCAUCAAGAUUGUUGCAACCGGGGUGUGCCACACGGACCUGUAUCAUCUGUUUGAGGGUAUGCAUAAAGACGGCUUCCCAGCAGUCCUUGGCCAUGAGGGAGCCGGCAUCGUAGAGAGCGUUGGGCCUGGAGUCAUUGAAUUUCAACCAGGAGACAAGGUGAUUCCUCUAUUCAUCUUCCAGUGUAAGGAAUGUCGCUUCUGUAAAAGUCCCAAAACCAACCAGUGUGAGAAAGGAUGGGCUGCUGUUCGUUAUGAUGUGAUGGCACCAGCAGAAUCCAGCUUUACCUGUAAGGGGAAGAAGAUUCUGCAGUUUUCAGGAACCAGUACCUUCUCUGAGUACACUGUGGUUAACCAGAUGGCUGUGGCGAAGAUCGACCCUGCUGCCCCUCUGGACAAAGUCUGUCUCCUUGCAUGUGGGGUCUGCACAGGAUAUGGAGCCGCCGUUAAUACUGCUAAGGUGGAACCGGGCUCCACAUGUGCUGUGUUUGGCCUUGGAGCUGUGGGUUUGGCUGCAGUCAUGGGCUGCAAGGCUGCAGGAGCCAAGAAGAUUAUCGCUGUUGACAUCAAUCCAGAGAAGUUUGAGAAGGCCAAGGUGUUUGGAGCGACGGACUUUGUGAACCCCAAGGAUCACAGUAAACCCAUCAGCCAAGUGCUGUCUGAGAUGACUAACGGAGGAGUGGACUUCUCUCUGGAAUGUGUCGGGAAUGUGGGAGUCAUGCGCAGUGCCUUGGAGUCCUGUGUGAAAGGUUGGGGUGUCAGUGUGCUGGUUGGCUGGAUGGACCUGUACGACGUUGCUGCCCGACCCAUUCAGCUCAUCGCUGGACGCACGUGGAAGGGCUCCCUGUUUGGAGGAUUUAAAGGUAAAGAUGGCGUGCCUCAGAUGGUUAAAGCCUACCUGGACAAGAAGGUGAAGUUGGAUGAGUUCAUCACUCACAACAUGACUUUGGACCAGGUCAAUGAUGCCAUUGAACUGAUGAAGCAUGGCAAAUGCAUCCGGACAGUCCUGAGCGUUUCUCCACAAUAACAACAUUGUGUUGCUUUCAAUGACAAACAUCAUUUAAUGGCCUAAAGCUACGUUGAACUGAAUCCUAAUGCAAUAUUCAUACGCACACAGUACAGUGCACAUAAUAUAGAGAUAUAUCAAAUUACAAACACUAAACAUACCUGACCGUGAACACGCAACACUAUGCAGUGGAUUACGUGCAGUUUGUGAGAAUCAUGAGCAAUGUUUACUUAACCUGGCAGGCAGUGUUGGAAUUGUAACUGUAUUAAAGUCCAACUGUAAUCAAAUUGUA
Molecule: messenger RNA, 1642 nt
Organism: Perca flavescens (yellow perch)
Lineage: Eukaryota; Metazoa; Chordata; Actinopteri; Perciformes; Percidae
Product: alcohol dehydrogenase 1-like
Exons: 9
Coding region: 235-1371 (378 amino acids)
Biological process (GO): formaldehyde catabolic process
Cellular component (GO): cytosol
Molecular function (GO): alcohol dehydrogenase (NAD+) activity; S-(hydroxymethyl)glutathione dehydrogenase [NAD(P)+] activity; zinc ion binding
Source: RefSeq, a predicted model, not a curated record